Jatropha curcas is the source of this 2373-nucleotide messenger RNA. RefSeq lists its product as uncharacterized. NCBI's taxonomy places the organism in Eukaryota, Viridiplantae, Streptophyta, Magnoliopsida, Malpighiales, Euphorbiaceae. The record is from RefSeq and is a predicted model, not a curated record. Gene Ontology annotation, molecular function: MAP kinase kinase activity; ATP binding. Gene Ontology annotation, biological process: protein phosphorylation; MAPK cascade.
ACCAAUGUUACAACGCCUAGCCUAGCUAUUUAUUCAACUGUAUAUUACACAGAACUUUCUGAUUUUCUCCUUCAGUUCAAGAUUUGCGCUCCACACUAUAACAUAAUCUGUUCUUCAUCAGGAGAAAAAAACAAAGAUAUUGAUGGCUGAAAAACCUAAUCUCAGUAUUAUAGUUCCCCCUGAAGAAGUUUCAGUUUCCAAGUUCCUUACCAAAAAUGGUACGUUUAUGGAUGGCGAUCUGCGUGUGAAUGGCAAUGGACUUCGAAUUGGCUCGCCAAGCGAAACUGAAACCCCACUUCCGAUUUCGACAUCGGACAGCAAAUGGAAUAUAGCAGAAAUAUGCAAAAUUAAGAAGAUCGGCGAGGCAAAUAGUAUUGUUUGGUUGGCGCAACACAAGAACAAAGAGCAGCUAUUUGCAUUAAAGGUUAUAAAAUUGAACCUUGACGAUACUGCUCGAAAAUCAAUUCGGCGGGAAUUGGAAAUUAAUCUGUCAGUGCAAUGUCCAUAUGUUGUCAAGUAUUAUGAGUCUUUCUAUGCAAAUGGUGAAUUUUCGAUUCUUUUGGAGUAUAUGGAUUGCGGAACUUUGGAAGAUCUUCUGCAAAAUGUAAAACAAAUUCCAGAACCAUAUAUUGCAGCCAUUUGUAAGCAGGUGCUUGAGGGUUUAUCAUAUCUUCAUCAUCAUGAAAAACACAUCAUUCACAGGGACUUGAAACCUUCUAAUUUAUUAAUCAAUCAGAAAGGAGAAGCAAAGAUUAGCGACUUUGGUGUGAGUGCAACAUUAGCAAAAACCUAUGGACACGCAUAUACUUAUACAGGGACGAGAUACUAUAUGGCUCCUGAGAGAAUUAAUGAAGCAAGAUAUCAUGACCACAAAAGCGACAUUUGGAGCCUGGGUUUGGUAUUUCUGGAGUGUGCAACUGGUCAAUUUCCAUAUGACCGGGAAGACUACUUUCGUUUUCUGAAGACUGUUGUUAACCAAGAACCACCUCGUGCACCUUCUGAUCAAUUUUCUCCGGAGUUUUGCUCCUUCAUAUCUUCAUGUUUGCAGAAAAAACCAGAAGACAGAAAAUCAGCACGUCAACUUUUGGAAGAUCCUUUCUUGAAAAAGUAUGAAAGUCAGGGAGUAGAUCUCUCAGCUCUCUUCAGAAAUACUCUCCACUCUUCUGAAACUUUUGAUGCAACUGAGAAACCCAUUCCUGAAGGACCUCCAGUUGAACUAGAAUCAACGGAAGAGGCACCAACCCCGAAAAGAAAAUCUAAUUCUUUCGGAAAUCAACCUGGCUUGGAGAGUGAAAAAACUACUGCUUCCAUGCCGAAUCCUCAGAUAGAACAAGCGACUCCUUCAACAUCAUCGAUGAAUAAAUACAUAGGUUCUGAGGUAAGAGUUUCGUCCAAGAGAAAGCAUAAAGAGGUGACAAAUCAACCAGAAAAAGUAGACUCGUUGCCUCCCAAGAAAUCUUUGCCGGUUGUUCAGUCUGAGAGUGUCCAAUCUAUAGGCACUCUCAAUAUCUUAGUGGAUCAUUUUCCGGCGUCGAUCCUUCCUGAAAAUUCGGCUCCAUUGGUCUUGAGGACGGAGAAUACAACUGUCCAAGCCACUGAUUUUUCUGUCUCUCAGUCAAAUUCUUCACUGGCAGCCGAUCUUUCUAAAAUAGAAGACGACGAGGACUUUUUUCGACAGAUCCUUCUUUCCUUGUCUCAACCAGAGCCUGGCAUUCCUACAGCUCCCUUUUCUUCGGUCUUAGCUAACUCGAGCAAAGUGCCCGUGGGGACACAAGUGUUGAAUGCUCUGGAUAUUAUCAGGCAGAUUUUGGAACAAGGGGACGACGUCUUCACUAUUCCCCAAUUGUUUGACCGAUUUGUUGACAGCUUGGAGACUGUAGUUCGUUAUGAUGGCGGCGGCCAGAUGAACGUUCAUAGUUUGACGAUCGUCAAGAGUAUAGCUCGAGACAUUCGGCGCUUAAAAACUGAUUUCGAUGCCCCUUACGCGUUUGGGAUAUCCUUAGAUCAAAAGAAGAAGCAGCAGGAAGACUUGCAUGUCCAGUGCAAGUCAACUAUCCAGGCUGGGCUGGCCAAGACGAUGGAGAGGAAAGCUGUCUCCGCCAAAGUCAUAGAGCUUGAAGCUAGACUAGCCGAAAUGAAAGUAAAGGAGAUGGCACUUAAGGCUGAAGUCAACAGUUUAAAAGACAAGGUGGAGGCCCAACAAGAAAACCUCCGUUCACUGGCAUCCUCGAUUUCAGCAGAUGAGAAAGAACAAGAAAGGCUACUUGCAAAAAAAGAAUUGGCCUGUCAAGCACUGCUGGACUUUGGUGCUAGUAUCUUCCCGUCCGAUGAGACUCCUCCUUAAUAUUAUCUUCUUUUUUUUUUUUUUUUUUU